This is a messenger RNA of Arabidopsis arenosa, 548 nucleotides long. The record is from the annotation of a GenBank genome assembly. Lineage: Eukaryota; Viridiplantae; Streptophyta; Magnoliopsida; Brassicales; Brassicaceae.
AAACAUCCAAAGCAACUCUAAACAAAGAUUCUCGAAUUCAAGUAACAAAGAAAACCCUAAAAGCUCCAGAUUCUAUUCGACAAUGGUGAAUACUUGUAGAAUCAGCUUCAUAAACUCCAUGAUUCUCUUGCUCUUUAUCAAUCAGUCAGCUCUUGCUUCUUCUGUACGCAUCGGUCUACAAAAAGGUCAAGAUCUUGUUCACCACCGGACACUUGAUGAGAUUGAGAGAGCGGACAAGGCACGUCUCAGUUUCUUGUUUAAAACGAUAGAGGAGGCCUAUGAUUCCAAAUUUGAUGAGGAUAUGCCGCUCCCCCCAUGGCCUUAUGUUAGGGUUAAAGGGGUCGAGGUAAUUGGACGCUCGUAUGCAAGGAAAGGCCAAGUCACUGAGUCAAUAAUAUAUCCGAGAGUUUGCCGUUUCUUCUUCUGCAAGUCUAGGCCUUUGAUUUGGUUGCUUUAGCGUUUGAUACUUGCAUGUAUCAUGUAAACCCUUUUAUUGACUUUGUAUCAUGACAUUGUAAACUCUUUUUCAAUAUAAUGGAUGUUUUCUU